AUUCUGAAUCCUCAAUGAAUAUUUAUGCAUGAGAUGAGAAAAAGGAAUAAUAUUUGUGUUCUCCAAUCUUCUUAUUUAUUUACACACACACUAUUCCCAAUUUGUUAAUUUCUUCUACUCUAUCUUAUUACCUUCAUUUUUCCAUGGAUCUUCUUCCUGGUCUUCCUAAUGAUAUUGCUCUUGAAUGUCUAAUUCGUCUUCCUCUCCACCAAUUCUCUAAAGCUGCUUCUGUAUGUACCAACUGGAAACGCGAGAUUAAGCACCCAUUGUUUCGCCAACGCCGCAAGGAUUCGGGUCUUACCCGACCCAUUUUCGCAUUGGCCCAAGCCAUGGUUACUACCAUUCGAAAACCUUACGGAAUUACAACCCUCUCGUCUACCCAAUUCUAUCGCCUCUCCAUUUAUGAUCCGGAAAGGGGUUGUUGGUAUGAUUUGCCGCCGAUACCGGACUUAGUUGAUGGUUUGCCCAUGUUUUGCCGGGUUGUGGGAGUCGGGUCGGAUGUAAUUGUGAUGGGCGGGUGUGACCCUGUUAAUUGGAGGGUUAUGGACUCUGUUUUCAUCUACAAUAUCAUAUCGGGUUCGUGGAGUCGUGGGGCCGACAUGCCGGGAGAACAGAGGCUCUUCUUCGGAUGUGCGUCGGAUUCGGAGAGAUUUGUGGUUGUCGCCGGCGGACAUAGUGACGAGAAGAAUGCGGCGAGAUCGGCUCUGUUGUAUGACGUGGCGGAAGAUGAGUGGGUUACGCUGCCGGAAAUGGCCAUUGACCGAGACGAGUGCAAGUGCGCAUUUCACCGCGGUGAAUUCCACGUCAUCGGAGGCUAUCCUACGCAUGCACAGGGUCAAUUCCAGCGCAGCGCUGAGGUGUUCGACUCCGCCACCUGGCAGUGGCGCAUGGUUGAGGACUUCCUCGGUGCCGACACGUGUCCCCAGACCUGCAUAGAAGGCGGCGACGGGAGACUAUACAUGUGCCGAGACGGUGACGUGGUCGUAAGGAUUGACGCCACGUGGAAACACGUGGCGAGACUGCCAGGUGAGGUAUCCAACGGGGCGCAUCUGACAGCGUCGCAGGGGAAGUUGUUAGCCGUGGGAAAUUCAAUAUUAGAUGAACUCCACAGUAUCUAUGAACUUGAUGUGAGUAGUGACAGUAAAGAGAAAUCAUGGAGAAAAUUGGACACUUCAGAUGAAUACUGUGGACAUGUUCAAUCAGUUUGUUGUUUAGAGAUAUGAAUCUGUUAAAGGAUGGUAUGAACUUUGCUUGUUUUCUGGAUUUUCUUAUGUCACAAAUCCUACACGAGCAAACAAUGUGGUGCACCAGAUGAAGUUGUUUCUCUCUUUGUUGGGCUUAGGUAGUGUGAAUUAGAAUUAGUCAGAUUUCAACUAUCCAACCUCCAAACCAAAAAAACAAGAAAAAAGUGAUCUUGUACAUAUUUGAUUCUUCUUUUUAUCUAGUUGUUUUUUCUGUUACAUUACCUAUGUCAGCUGCCAGGGGUUUGUUGUUUAUUUUUGGAUUUUGUUUUCUCCGUUUGACAGUCUUUCGGUCUUAGUCACGUACUCAGCUAUUUAAGGCCAAAUAUAACUGAGUUUGAAUUUGUUUUUUUGAAUAUAAUUUAAAUAGUAGUGUCAAAAAUAAUUAUAAAC
Solanum dulcamara is the source of this 1634-nucleotide messenger RNA. RefSeq names its product F-box/kelch-repeat protein At1g80440-like. Gene Ontology annotation, molecular function: protein binding. NCBI's taxonomy places the organism in Eukaryota, Viridiplantae, Streptophyta, Magnoliopsida, Solanales, Solanaceae. Bases 144 to 1223 code for a protein of 359 amino acids. The transcript has a single exon. The record is from RefSeq and is a predicted model, not a curated record. Gene Ontology annotation, biological process: regulation of phenylpropanoid metabolic process; negative regulation of cytokinin-activated signaling pathway.